Messenger RNA from Arabidopsis thaliana (thale cress), 2637 nucleotides. It is a transcript of the gene AN, whose product is annotated as NAD(P)-binding Rossmann-fold superfamily protein. Lineage: Eukaryota; Viridiplantae; Streptophyta; Magnoliopsida; Brassicales; Brassicaceae. The transcript is spliced from 7 exons. The record is from RefSeq and is marked reviewed. Gene Ontology annotation, biological process: negative regulation of DNA-templated transcription; microtubule cytoskeleton organization. Gene Ontology annotation, cellular component: Golgi apparatus; cytoskeleton; cytoplasm. Gene Ontology annotation, molecular function: NAD binding; transcription corepressor activity; oxidoreductase activity, acting on the CH-OH group of donors, NAD or NADP as acceptor. The coding region runs from base 91 to 2001 and encodes 636 amino acids.
UUUUGUAAGAGUUUACAACAUUGAACCCUAAAUCAUUAUGUUCCCAAAAUCAAAAUUUCACUCCUCGAGAGUAGCGAGAAGAAGGAGGAGAUGAGCAAGAUCCGUUCGUCUGCGACAAUGCCACAUCGCGACCAGCCGUCACCGGCGUCGCCUCACGUCGUUACACUCAACUGUAUAGAGGAUUGUGCGCUCGAGCAAGACUCCCUCGCCGGCGUUGCUGGUGUCGAAUACGUCCCGCUCAGCCGCAUCGCCGAUGGUAAGAUCGAGUCCGCCACCGCCGUUCUCCUCCAUUCCCUCGCGUAUCUUCCACGAGCAGCUCAACGCCGACUCCGUCCUCACCAGCUCAUUCUCUGCCUUGGCUCUGCUGAUCGCGCUGUCGAUUCGACUCUCGCCGCCGACCUAGGUCUCCGACUUGUCCAUGUAGAUACUUCACGAGCCGAGGAAAUCGCGGAUACCGUCAUGGCGCUCAUCCUUGGACUCCUUCGACGGACGCAUUUACUCUCGCGACACGCUCUAUCGGCGUCUGGUUGGCUCGGAUCGCUUCAGCCUCUUUGCCGGGGAAUGAGACGGUGCCGUGGUAUGGUUUUGGGUAUCGUUGGCAGAUCUGUAUCGGCUCGGUAUUUAGCUAGUAGAAGCUUGGCUUUCAAGAUGAGUGUGCUCUACUUCGAUGUCCCAGAGGGAGAUGAAGAACGAAUCAGGCCCUCGAGAUUCCCACGUGCUGCUCGAAGAAUGGAUACAUUGAAUGAUCUUCUAGCAGCAAGUGAUGUCAUUUCGCUACAUUGUGCAUUAACAAAUGACACGGUUCAGAUACUCAAUGCAGAGUGUUUGCAGCAUAUAAAACCUGGGGCUUUUCUUGUAAAUACUGGAAGCUGCCAGCUGUUGGAUGAUUGUGCUGUGAAACAACUUCUAAUUGAUGGCACUAUAGCUGGCUGCGCCCUUGACGGUGCUGAAGGUCCACAAUGGAUGGAAGCAUGGGUGAAGGAAAUGCCAAAUGUGUUAAUUCUACCUCGCAGUGCAGAUUACAGUGAGGAAGUAUGGAUGGAGAUAAGGGAGAAGGCUAUCUCUAUCUUGCAUUCAUUUUUCUUAGAUGGUGUAAUUCCAAGUAACACUGUUUCUGAUGAGGAAGUUGAGGAAAGUGAAGCAAGUGAAGAAGAAGAACAAUCACCUAGCAAACACGAGAAAUUAGCAAUAGUGGAAUCCACCAGUAGGCAACAGGGAGAAAGUACUCUCACCAGCACUGAGAUCGUACGUAGAGAGGCUAGUGAGUUAAAAGAAUCUCUGAGCCCUGGUCAGCAACACGUUUCUCAAAAUACUGCCGUAAAACCUGAAGGAAGACGUAGCAGAUCCGGUAAGAAAGCCAAAAAGAGACAUUCACAGCAAAAAUACAUGCAAAAAACGGAUGGUUCCUCAGGGUUAAAUGAAGAAAGUACUUCACGAAGAGAUGAUAUUGCUAUGAGUGACACAGAAGAAGUAUUAAGUUCCAGUUCUAGAUGUGCUUCUCCUGAAGAUUCCAGAAGUAGGAAAACACCUCUUGAAGUAAUGCAAGAGUCUUCCCCAAAUCAGCUUGUAAUGUCAAGUAAGAAGUUCAUUGGAAAGUCAAGUGAGCUACUGAAAGAUGGAUAUGUAGUAGCCUUGUAUGCGAAAGACCUCUCGGGCCUCCACGUUUCCAGGCAAAGAACGAAAAACGGUGGCUGGUUCCUCGAUACUUUGUCCAAUGUAUCCAAACGAGAUCCUGCUGCACAAUUCAUUAUCGCAUACAGAAACAAGGACACUGUUGGUCUGAGAUCAUUUGCUGCUGGUGGGAAGUUACUGCAGAUCAAUAGAAGAAUGGAGUUUGUGUUUGCUAGCCAUAGUUUUGACGUGUGGGAGAGUUGGAGUCUAGAAGGUUCUCUGGACGAAUGUCGGCUUGUUAACUGCAGGAAUUCCUCUGCGGUGUUGGACGUUCGUGUGGAGAUAUUGGCAAUGGUAGGAGACGAUGGUAUCACACGUUGGAUCGAUUAAAAAGAAAAACAGAGUCUCUCCAUUUGUGAGUUUCUCUCUUUUAAUUACUUUUGUUACUUUAACAUCCUUAGGAUUCACAGACGAAAAACAGAGACACCCAAUUUUUGUGUUUCGAGACUGUGUCGUGUGUUGUGUAGUUGGUAUCAACCAACUUAUAUCUGUAAUCAUUGUUUCUUUUUAUUUAUUCUCGGUUUGCAGAAACAUCCGAUGAGCUUGUCUUAGAGGGACGUUUGUUGUUGUUUUCUGGGUCUGGUCGUGAUGAACUCGAAAGCAUUGUGUGUUUGGUUAGUAGUUUGAAAUAGGUGUGUGUAUUGUAUUUGUAUAUGCUGCGUUUGUGUUUUAGAGAUCAUCGUACAUAAAACACAUCAUCGUACAUAACUAAAAUUUGAGCUAAACUACAAAAGAAAGUAACCUUCAUUUUUAGUCGAACCAGGCCCCAGCUAGGCAGCUAUCUCGUAAAUAAGAUUGCUGGCUUACGAUCGUAUUCCACGUGGCAAUUUAUGUGCCGUGGAUUUAAAUUUGUACGUGGCAUGAGUGUUAGGAGAAUGUCCACAUGGCUUGUAGUUGUUAGUCCCACGCUCUGAACCAGAGCAACCGGCUCCUUACACGUGUUCGGCUUAAAUCCAUUUUUCGAAU